GGGUUAGACGAUUUGAACCUGCUGUCAUCAGUAUGCUGCUACUGGAGCGCGCGGGUCUUCAUUGCGACCAUGCCCGGACUACUUCUCGGAGAUGUGUUUCCUAAUUUUGAGGCCGAAACCACUAACGGCAAAAUUAAAUUCCACGAUUUUUUGGGUGACUCCUGGGGUAUCCUGUUCUCCCACCCCCGUGACUACACCCCUGUCUGCACCACAGAGCUGGGCCGAGCAGCCAAACUCAGCGACGAGUUCAGCAGGCGCAACGUGAAGAUGAUCGCCCUGUCCAUUGACAGUCUAGAGGACCACCGUGGCUGGACCAAGGACAUCUUGGCCUACAACAAUGAGGAGUCUGGCUGUGCGUUCCCCUUCCCCAUCAUAGCAGACAAUCAGAGGGAGCUGGCAGUGGCCCUGGGCAUGCUGGACCCAGAUGAGAAGGACAAGGACGGCAUGCCCCUCACUGCCCGCUGUGUUUUUGUGAUUGGCCAAGACAAGAAGCUGAAGCUGUCCCUGCUCUACCCUGCCACAACGGGGCGUAACUUUGAUGAGAUCCUGAGAGUGGUCGACUCCCUGCAGCUCACAGCAAAGAACCGGGUGGCCACCCCUGCUGAUUGGCAGCCUGGCGAGCGUGUGAUGGUUCCUCCAAAUAUCCCCGAGGAGGAGGCAGCAGCCAUGUUCCCUGCAGGGGUCUACACCAAAGAGCUACCCUCAGAAAGGAAGUACCUGCGCUACACGCCUCAGCCAUGAGGGGCAGCAGAGGAUCACACCUAUAGUCACACAGCCUCCCACACAACCACAGAGGGAGAUGAUGAGGACAAUGAAAGGGAUUGCCAUUCUCUUUAGGAUGAUGAAAUGCUGGUCAUAUCAGAUUGACUGGUAGCAUUUUGCUGAUAAUAUGGUGUCAGGACGUGUUGCAUUUGUUGUAGUACUCGCAUGUUCAAAGACACAUAGCAGACAACUCAAUUUAUUGAGUUGAAUGUGCAGUUGUCAGGUUUAAGAUGUAUUAAAUACUUUGGACAGGUGUGCUGCCUUACUUCUCAUAGUGAGACGAUUAAUAAAACGCCUUCAACAGCAACACAGCCUUUUGUUUCACUUCAAUGUUACUUAUUGCAGUCAAUAAAGCAACCGUAACCCGACACCAUAAUUUGCAAAUAAAUUCAUUAAAAAUCCUACAAUGUGA
Oncorhynchus keta (chum salmon) is the source of this 1174-nucleotide messenger RNA. RefSeq names its product peroxiredoxin-6-like. Gene Ontology annotation, cellular component: cytosol; mitochondrion. The transcript is spliced from 5 exons. Bases 70 to 741 code for a protein of 223 amino acids. Lineage: Eukaryota; Metazoa; Chordata; Actinopteri; Salmoniformes; Salmonidae. The record is from RefSeq and is a predicted model, not a curated record. Gene Ontology annotation, biological process: cell redox homeostasis; cellular oxidant detoxification. Gene Ontology annotation, molecular function: peroxiredoxin activity.